Molecule: messenger RNA, 615 nt
Organism: Geodia barretti
Lineage: Eukaryota; Metazoa; Porifera; Demospongiae; Tetractinellida; Geodiidae
Source: the annotation of a GenBank genome assembly
AUGACGCGCGAAACCGUAGACUCUGCUUCAAACCUGUCCGUGCCGCAAAAGGUCCGUAAGCUCAUCAAGUGGUUCUCACAUCGAGACGGUCCUGUCAGGAACUGGCGAUAUAUCCCGGCGCAUGUACUCUUACGAAAACUGCAAUCGGAAUCUGCCGAAAUGCGGGCAUACGCCGCUGAAGGGUUAGGCGGUGUUGGUGGUGUCCAUGCUGUCGCGCCGCUCAUUAAUGCCUUAAACGACAGCAACUCGACCGUUCGCCGUUUCGCUAUCUCCUCUCUUGGAAAAAUCCGCGAUGCACGCGCUAUUGAUGUGCUUGUACCGUUUCUACAAGACGAAGAAGCUGACAUGCGAUGCGCGGCUGUUGUUGCUCUUGGCGAAGUGGGACUUGGCGAAGAGAGAUUCUCGGUGCCACCGGUCCAGGUAAUAGAGGCAUUGAUAAACAGUGUAACGGACACUGACAGAGCCGUCUGUUCCGCUGCUGUCGUCGCUUUAGGCAGAAUCGGUAGUCCACAAGCCAUCUCCGCACUCAAUGAAUUGGCAGAAACCACUGAGAGCGAAUGGGUCCGCCGUUACGUCAGCGAGGCAUUGCAUCAAAUCGAAGAGCAGAACACCUAA